This is a messenger RNA of Zerene cesonia (dogface butterfly), 2141 nucleotides long. RefSeq names its product sorbitol dehydrogenase-like. Gene Ontology annotation, biological process: D-sorbitol catabolic process. Bases 50 to 1126 code for a protein of 358 amino acids. The transcript is spliced from 8 exons. The record is from RefSeq and is a predicted model, not a curated record. NCBI's taxonomy places the organism in Eukaryota, Metazoa, Arthropoda, Insecta, Lepidoptera, Pieridae. Gene Ontology annotation, molecular function: zinc ion binding; L-iditol 2-dehydrogenase (NAD+) activity.
CGCCGGCACAGUAGUGCAUUGACAGCUGUGAACCGCGCACGCGUACAAAAUGGCACAGGAUAACCUCACCGCUGUUCUCUACAAAACGAAGGAUUUACGGCUGGAACAAACUCCAAUACCAGAAAUUAAAGAUGAUGAGGUGCUCUUGCGCAUGGACUGCGUGGGCAUCUGCGGGUCGGAUGUGCACUACUGGCAGAGCGGCGCAUGCGGUCACUUCGUGCUUAAAGAUCCCAUGAUUAUGGGACACGAGGCCUCUGGAGUUGUUGCUAAGAUUGGUAAGAAUGUAAAAAAUCUCCAAGUGGGAGACCGCGUUGCUAUCGAACCAGGCGUGCCGUGCCGGUACUGCGAGUUCUGCAAAACUGGCCGCUACCACCUUUGCCCAGACAUCGAGUUCUGUGCCACACCACCCUUCCACGGAAACCUGGCCAGAUAUUACAAACAUGCAGCCGAUUUCUGUUAUAAACUACCAGACCACGUGUCCAUGGAAGAAGGUGCUCUCCUGGAGCCGCUCUCAGUGGGCAUCCACGCGUGCCGGCGCGGAGGAGUCACCGCUGGUGACGUGGUUCUGGUGCUCGGAGCCGGACCCAUCGGGCUUGUCACCAUGCUCGCUGCUAAGGCGAUGGGUGCUAGCAAGAUACUUAUCACGGACAUUCUAGAAUCCCGUUUGGAGACAGCAAAGCAACUGGGAGCAGACCACACCAUCCUGGUGUCCCGCGACUCCAACGAGGCUGAGCUGGUGAAGAAGGUGCACGAGCUGCUCGGAGAACAUCCCAACAUCUCCAUAGAUGCAAGUGGAGCUCAGUCUACCGUGCGACUGGCUUUAUUGGCGACGAAGUCUGGCGGCGUGGCCGUGCUGGUGGGGAUGGGCAGCAGCGAGCUCACGCUGCCGCUGGCCGGCGCCGUCGCGCGCGAGGUCGACAUCCGCGGCAUCUUCCGCUACGUCAACGAAUACCCGAUAGCACUGUCUCUGGUAGCAAGUGGCAAGAUCAACGUAAAGCCGCUGGUGACGCACCACUUCGCGUUGGAAGAAACACUCGAGGCCUAUGAAGUGGCGAGAAAAGGUCUAGGCAUCAAGGUCAUGAUUCACGUACAACCCAGGGACUCUAAUAACCCUACUAAAUUUUAGGACAUAUAUGAUCAGAUAUUUAUUUUACAGAAUAAAAAUUUAAUUCAAAAUAGCAAUAAAAAUUAAAAAUAAAUGAAAAUUUUGUUAUAUUUUGAGGUUAGGACGGCAACGUUGACUGAUGCCUGGCAUGCAAACGUUUCUUAUAACCACUAUUUGAAUCAACGGAAAUACAAAAGGAAAAAUUCACUAUGUAAAGUAAUUUAUUUAUCUGUUUUAUAUUGUAUGACCUUUUAUAAGAUUUGAAAUCAUUUUUGUAACAACCAGAAACCUCACAGACUAUCAUUAACACACUUGAAACGGCCAACCUCACCGAUUCUCACUUUCCAUUAUUUAUUUUUAAAAAAAUCAGAUGACAAGCCUUUUUCAACGAAUUUAUUCCAGUUUUUUUAAUCACUAGUGGUUAUAUGCUUACUUUGUCUUGUUGUUGAAUUAUAAAAUAUCAUGUCAAUGACAGAUAUUUCUUUGGCUCACGUUAUAAUGCUCACAUUAAAUUACCUAAUAUUAAUAAAAUUUUAUUUCACGUAAGAUAUUAAUUUAAAAAGUGAAUAUUUAAAAACUAACUAUCAAACAGAUUAUAAAUAAUUGUUGAAAUCUUUCGAGUCUUUUAAUACAUAGAGCUUCCAUAGCAUAGGUGAUGUCUUCAAUGGUUCCUAUUUUUGACGUCUUCAACUAAUAAAUUUAUAGGAAAUGAUGCAUUAUUGAAUCAUAAAUUUAUACAGAGUAACUCAUAACAAUAGAAUGUAGUAGAAAAAUAAAGAAAAGAAAUUUAUUGAUUAAAUUUACUAGCAAAAAGUAUUAAAAAAUCGAUAUUAAGUAAUUCGUAGAAAAUAAUAAUAUCAACGGUGUCCGAAAUUUUGUAGUCACAGCCUAAAAAGUGCAAAAAUCACUAGGUAUAUAUAAAUCACUAACAAAGUUGUAUGUCUAGUCAGUGAUAUGAAUUUAUACAAAUACUACACGUUUCCAUGAAUUAUUGUAUAAUGAUGAAAAUAUUAUUUUAUGAGACGUAAUAAAUAUA